AUGGCCCGAAACGUGGUCCCCGCAGAAAGAUGCGCGCCCGAGAAAGGUGAGCAGGCACCCUGCGAGGACGGAAACAAGCCACUGCGGUCUCGCUCCCAUGGGUACCAGUACACGCGGCGCAUUGCAACGAAUGCUGGGAUCGUUGCAACGGAAGCUGGGGGUGUUGCAAUGUUGGCUGGGGGCGUUGCAAUGGAGGCAAGUCGCGUUGCAACGUUGGCUGGGGGUGUUGCAGCGGUGGCAGGUCGCAUUGCAACGAAUGCUGGUAACGUUGCAACGGAGGCAGGGCGCGUUGCAACAGAUGCUGCUGACGUUGCAACGGAGGCAGGGCGCGUCGCAACGUUGGCUGGGGGCGUUGCAACGUUGGCUGGGGGCGUUGCAACGGAGGCAGGGCGCGUUGCAACGUUGGCUGGGAGCGUUGCAACGGAGGCAGGGCGCGUUGUAACGGAUGCCGGGUUAGGUGCAUCGUUGGCUGGUUUCGUUGCAACGGAGGCACCCGCCGUUGCAACGGAGGCAGGUCGCGUUGCAACGUUGGCUGGGGGCGGUGCAACGGAUGCUGGGCACGUUGCAACGUUGGCUGGGGGCGUUGCAACAUUGGCUGCAGGCGUUGCAACGGAGGCAGGUCGCUUUUCAACGGAUGCUGGGAUCGUUGCAACGGAAGCUGGGGGCAUUGCAACGUUGGCUGGGGGCGUUGCAACGGAGGCAGGUCGCGUUGCAACGGUUGCUGGUGAUGUUGCAACGGAGGCGGGUCGUGUUGCAACGGAUGCUAGUGACGUUGCAACGGAGGCAGGGCGCGUUGCAACGUUGGCUGGGGGCGUUGCAACGGAUGCUGGGGGCGUUGCAACGGAUGCUGGGCGCGUUGCAACGGAGGCAGGUCGCGUUGCAACGUUGGCUGGGGGCGGUGCAACGGGUGCUGGGGGCGGUGCAACGUUGGCUGGGCGUGUUGCAACGGAGGCAGGGUGCGUUGCAACGUCUGCCGGGCGCGUUGCAACGAAGGCAGGGCGCGUUGCAACGGAUGCUGGUGACGUUGCAACGGAGGCAGGGCGCGUUGCAACGUUGGCUGUGAGCGUUGCAACGGAGGCAGGGCGCGUUGCAACGGAUGCCGGGUUAGGUGCAUCGUUGGCUGGUUUCGUUGCAACGGAGGCACCCGCCGUUGCAACGGAUGCUGGGGGCGUUGCAACGGAUGCUGGGCGCAUUGCAACGGAGGCAGGUCGCGUUGCAACGUUGGCUGGGCGCGUUGCAACGGAGCCAGGGUGCGUUGCAACGGAUGCUGGUGAAGUUGCAACGGAGGCAGGGCGCGUUGCAACGUUGGCUGGGAGCGUUGCAAUGGAGGCAGAGCGCGUUGCAAUGGAUGCCGGACGAACAACUGCGAAAGCAUUUGCCAAGGAUGUUUUCAUUAAUCAAGAACGAAAGUUGGGGGCUCGAAGACGAUCAGAUACCGUCCUAGUCUCAACCAUAAACGAUGCCGACCAGGGAUCAGCGGAUGUUGCUUUUAGGACUCCGCUGGCACCUUAUGAGAAAUCAAAGUCUUUGGGUUCCGGGGGGAGUAUGGUCGCAAGGCUGAAACUUAAAGGAAUUGACGGAAGGGCACCACCAGGAGUGGAACAUGCGGCUUAA
Arachis ipaensis is the source of this 1614-nucleotide messenger RNA. NCBI's taxonomy places the organism in Eukaryota, Viridiplantae, Streptophyta, Magnoliopsida, Fabales, Fabaceae. The record is from RefSeq and is a predicted model, not a curated record.